AUGGUAAAGGAUAUAAAAAAGAGUGGCAUUAGCUUGACCUCAUCUGGUUUAAAAGCUAUUAAUAAAAAACAAAUAUAUUUAAAAAGGAAUGAAAGAAGAAUUUUCAAAAUAUGUACAUAUGCAUUUAUGACGUUUAUUCUGUGUUGUGCAGUAAUUUUAUACUUCACUAUCUUUACGAAUAAUGAGAACAAAAAUAAUUCUACGCAGGAAAAUGGUGGAAUUUUAAACAAUGAAGAAAUAGAUACUCUAAGAGAGAUUUUAAAGAAGUAUAAGGAACAAAAUAAAAAGGAUAUAAAAGACGAUGAAACAGUUAACAUGGAAAAUAAAAAAAAGGGAAAAAAAAAUGAUGAUGAUGAUAAUAAUAAAAAUAACAUGGAAAAAAAUAAAAGCCAAGAUCAUGCUGAACUGAUGGAAAAGUAUAAACGCCUUGUUAAUGAUAAGAGUAAGGAAAAUAGAGAGGAACUAGCCAAAAUGUUACAUGGAUUAUUAAAAAAUAGUUUAGAAGAAAAAAAGAUUCAAGAAAGGAAACAAAAUAGUAAUGAAAAUGAUGAAAAUGUGACACCAAAAAAUGCAUACCAUCAUUUUAGUGAUGAACAUAAUAAUAAUAGGAAUAGUACAAAUAAUAAUGAGAAAAAUGUAGAAGUUAAUGAACAAGUUGAUAGUACAUAUGAUAACCUAAAAUAUGCAUCCCAAUUUAAUUCUUAUAUGAAAGAGUACAAUAAGAAGUACAAAGAUAUAAAUGAACAGAUGGAAAAAUACGAAAAUUUUAAAAGAAAUUAUAUAAGUAUUGAAACAUAUAAUAAAAUGGAAAAUAUUUUAUAUAAAAAGAAGCUAAAUCAGUUCAGUGACUAUUCCAAAAAAGAUUUCGAAAAUUAUUUUAAAAAAUUAUUGCCUAUACCAAAUCAUUUGAAAGAAAAAUACGUAGUCCCAUUUAAGAGCACACGAAAAAAAGAAGAUCAAAACAAUAAAGUAGAAAAGAGUAAAAGCAUUUUUGGCGAUCUACCAGAUAAUCUAGAUUAUAGAGAAAAGGGUAUAGUACAUGAACCGAAAGAUCAAAUGUUAUGUGGAUCAUGUUGGGCCUUUGCUAGUGUAGGUAAUGUUGAAUGUAUUUAUGCAAAAAACAAUAAUAACACAAUUUUAACUUUAAGUGAACAAGAGAUAGUAGAUUGUUCUAAAUUAAAUUUUGGAUGUGAUGGAGGACAUCCUUUUUAUUCUUUUAUUUAUGGAGUUGAAAAUGGAAUAUGUUUAAAUGAAGAUUAUAAAUAUAGGGCAAUCGAUAAUUUGUUUUGUCUAAGUUAUAGAUGCAAAAAUAAAGUAGCUUUAACAUCCGUUGGCGGUGUAAUGGAAAAUGAAUUAAUACGUGCUCUUAACGAAGUGGGACCUGUGUCUGUUAAUGUCGGUGUAACAGAUGAAUUCGCUUUUUAUUUCGAGGGUAUUUUUAAUGGUUCGUGUACAGAGGAAUUGAAUCAUUCCGUUCUCCUAAUUGGAUAUGGACAAGUGGAAAGGGCUAGCGUAUUUGCAAAAGAAAACAGUAACAGUAGUAGUAACAGUUUACAAAAAAAAGGAACAAGUUCUCACAAUUCGGAUGAUGAAAUGUUGUACUACUGGAUUAUAAAAAAUUCAUGGGGUACUAAAUGGGGUGAGAAUGGAUUUAUGAGGAUUAGCAGAAAUAAGGAAGGAGACAAUGUAUUUUGUGGAAUAGGUGUUGAAGUUUUUUAUCCUAUUUUGUAA
Plasmodium malariae is the source of this 1731-nucleotide messenger RNA. RefSeq names its product cysteine proteinase, putative. Lineage: Eukaryota; Apicomplexa; Aconoidasida; Haemosporida; Plasmodiidae. The record is from RefSeq and is a predicted model, not a curated record. Gene Ontology annotation, molecular function: cysteine-type endopeptidase activity. Gene Ontology annotation, cellular component: lysosome. The transcript has a single exon. The coding region runs from base 1 to 1731 and encodes 576 amino acids.